GUGACUUCCGCUGUCUGCUUCAGUGCCAGAAAAACGUCGGCCUUUUCAUCCUUUUUGAAGAGCUUAGCAAAGCAGUAAAAUGAGACUUGUAUUAAAAAGCCAAUUGGGCUUUCUGGUACUUUUGUUUUUAAGUAUUUUUACUUUAGAUGUUACAUGUGUCAAAAAUGAAACACCAACAGAAGAAAAUAGUUCAUCACCGGUAUCACGAAAUGCAACUAUCGAUACCAAUUCAACAGAAUCGUCAAAUACAACUAUUAACAAUAAAACAAGAGAAGAAAUAAGCACAACAACGAUGUUGCCAACUACAACUAUCGAUACUGUUAAAGCAAAUUGUGAGCAGGUAAUACGUCGAUACACGUUGCAGAAAAGGACUUACAUGAUACCUGCUGCGUGUCGUACAUAUGAAAAUGUAUCCAGUUCAACUGCGAAUGAAGUAUUAACAGCUAUGAAGAAUAGGAAUAUUGAUAAAGUUGCUAUUCAACUCUUGAUUCGUCAUCCUUCUUUCGCCUUAAGUCAGCUUAGUACAUUGAUAUCUCUUGUGAAAAACAAUCUUGAGCUUAUUCAUCCAGAAAUUUUAACUAAUAGCAUAGGUGCUAUUAUUGAUAAACAGAAUAAUUUUAGAAUUCCACGCAAGAUAGAUGUUGAACAUAUAUCGUAUUUGGGUGAUUUGGUGGUACAUUUACCUGGAAAACUAGUCUCACAAUUAACUCUGCCAGCAAUAGAUUUAUUUCUUGAUACACUACACAAUGUCACACAGAGAGAUACUGAUCCUGUUGAAGCUGUGAGAAGUUAUAUCUUCUCUGAUAUGAUUAGACUUAGAGCCCUAUGUACAAGAGUGUUUUCACUCAAGACUCAAUUAACCCUCAAUGAUAUUGACAAGGUUUACUUCCUCAUGUUCUGUGCACCAGCACCUAUAUGCUCAACUGUGGCAGCCAAUGAUAUUUUGAGCAAGCACGAUCUGUUAUUACCAGCUAAAGAAAUGUUUUGGACACCAUCAUGUGCUUACCAAACAGUGGAUCAAAUGUCUAAAAGUAUAAUAGAAAAAGGAAAUUUUAGAGGAUUGAUUGAAAGAGGUGCUGGUUGUGCUAGAGAAUUAGCUAACAAAUAUCUAUCAGUAGUGAACAGUGAUCAAUUGUCAGUAACAGUUAACAGAAUAAAACCUAUAUUGGGAUGUAUGGCACCUCAUGAUGUAGAAAGCUUUAUGAAUGGAAUGACUUGUAGUGAUGCUGAAGCAGCUUUGAAGUCAUAUGAUUUCACUUCACCCUUAGCUUUAAAGAUAGUGUCAAAAAGAUGUAUUCUACCAUCUGUACAUCCUUUCAACAUUACUUGUACUGAACUUGUUAGUUAUGGACAAUUUGUAACAAGUUUCCCUGAUGUGUUUAUCCAAGGAAUACCGGAAGCUACAAUCUGUCAGGAGGAUUGUCAGAGUAAUAUAUUUGGAGACUUUCGUUAUCAGAAAUUACCACAAAGCAUUAAAAAUUAUGUGUUAAGGAGAUGUAGACCAACUGGACCAAUUGAUACAGCUACUGUGGCACGAUUUGGAGGUAUGGUUGUAAAAUUACCAAUGGAUUCUGUGGAUAGUCUCUCAGCAUCUGAUAUAGCUACAGUUCUAAAUGAUGUCAAAAAAACAUUGAAGGCUGAAAAAUAUCCAAGACGGAGAGCUAUUGUUCGUAAAAUGGCUAAAAAGCUAAUAGCAGCUGGUUCUAUUGAAGACAUAGCUGAUAAUAAAGACUUUAUGAAGCAGUUAUCUUUAAAAGAUAUACAGAAUACAGAUGUUUCCCUAUUAUACAACAGCACAUCCCUAGACCUUCCUGAUUCUCAGAAUAAAUUCUUUAUGAAGAAAGUAUUACAAUCAACACCAAUAGAAAAUAUGGAUGCUGCAGCUGUCAGACAAAUGGGUUCAUUGGUAAAAGGAUUGGUAUCUUCCAAAAUCGCUCAAUUUGAUCCAGGUCAGAGAAUGGUUAUUGCUACUGAACUCUGUUCACAAAGUAAUUGGCCAAUGAAAUCUGCUUAUGCCAUCAAUAGAAAACUAAUAGUGGAUCAUUUAGAAAGUAGUUUAGAAUCAGACCCAAUGUCAGUAUUUUCUCCUUUUGAUGUUGAAGCUCUAGGAUGUGAAUGUCUGGUAUAUUUUAAACCAGAAGAAUUAACAGCUAUGUCAACAGAAGCUUGUCAAGCAACAUGCAAGGCUAUUGGUUCUUGUUCAAAUUUUCAAUGUUUGGAUAAGGGACAUAGACAAGGAUUAUUAGCUUCUUGUAUGUCUUGUAUGAAUUUGACUUCAACAUUAUCAAUUGAGGAUUUUGCUGAUUUGGGUCGUGGUUUUAUGCAAGAAUUAAGUGUAGAUAAAAUUUCUACAAUGAUUUCUAAUGAUGAUUUGGUGACUGGUGCCUUGAUGUAUUUCCAAGGAGGAUGUUUAUCUGUUCCUGUAAGAGAGGCUUUGAAAACAAAAAUCAUUUCUGGAAUCGGUGAACCUACAUCAUUUGAUAGAGCAACAUAUGAAAGUCUUCAAGAACUAUUGAUGAUAUUUACUGAUGCUCAAUUAGAUGCUGCUAAUAUGACUGUAAUUAAUGAUCUUACUGGUAACAUAUUACAAGCUUUAAAUCCUGAUGAUGAAAAUGGUAAAAGGUUAAAAGAAUGUUGUGAAAUGUGGUUAUCUGAUAGUGAUAAGGAAGCCAUUAAAAUGAGAACUAAAGCUUUAUAUUCUACACUGAUGAGAGCAAGAAGAUCUGUUGUGUCUUCGUCUAGACGAAGAAGAAGUGCAGAUCCUUGGACCUGUAGUGAAAUUCAAUCUGUUGGUGAAGCUUUUAGUGGAGCCACUAUAAGUGAAAUACUGGCAAUUGAAGACAGUGAAUUUCUUGUCUGUAUCAGUCAUCUUGGUACUUUAUCUGGUUGGUCUACUGAACAAUUAACUACACUUUAUAAUAGAACUACACAGUUACAAGGUGAUGCUUGUGAUAUCAGUGAAACAAUGAUAGUGGAUAUGGGUAGUAUUGUAUUAGGUAUGAAAGUUGGUGAUAUAAGUUGCUUAAAUUUCACUACAGAUGAUCUUAUAGUAGCACUUGGUAUUCCUUCUACCUGGUCAACUGAACAAUUAAGUGAGUUGGCAUCUACAGUAAGUGUCAGGAGAAAUACAUCUAUAGCUGAUCUUACAGCUGAUGAUUUAACCAAUCUCAGACAUAUUUUAUGUGGGUAUGAUGCUAGUGAGUUAAAUAACAUUAAUGCUGAAGCUCUUAGGGAUUGUGGAGCUCAGUUAGGAACAUUAUCAGGUGAUUUGUGCUCUACAGAACACAUUUAUGCUCUAGCUGAUAAAGCAUCGGAAACAAAUGGUUAUGGCAAUGUCUCUAACUGGGAUGCUUCCAUUCUUAGUGAACUAGGAAUUAUUGCAGCUGGUUUAUCUGGUGACAAAUUAUCUUCAUUAUCAACAUCUUCUUUAGAAGGUUUAUCAUCUUCAGCCAUUCCUUUUAUACAAUCUUCAGCAUUAGCAGCCAUGAGUCCAGACCAAUUUAUUGCAUUCAGUGAAUCUCAGGCUAAUUCAAUAACACCUACUCAGAGGAAUGCUUUGUCUGCUGAACAACAAAAUUCUAUUGAUUUAGCUCCUUAUGGUGAUGAAGUUAACCCAAAUGCUACAAUGGCUAGUACUACAAUAGAACCACCCUCUGGUACUGGUAGUCAUGAUGCAGUAGAAGUUAUGAAUGUUGUUUUAUCCAUUACUAUGGGAUUGUUAUGUCUAUGUUUAUUUUUACCAACAUAUUGAUUAUAACAGUAUAUUUCAUCAGCCAGUAACCAGUAAGCCAGUAAUUGUUUGAGAAAAUUGUUGAGAUGUUUUAAAAAAUAAUAUGCAUGGAGUACAAAGAUAUUUAUAAAUUUCAUUACCUAAUAAUAUGCUUUAUUCCGAUGUUUAUUUGAUUGAUAUUAAAAAUAAUUCUGUUUAAAAUUAGUUUUGUCAAUGUCUGCUUCAUGAAAAGGAAAUUUUUAUUAAUGUUGAGAUGGGUUAACCUUAAAUCCCAAUCCUUACUGUAAAGAAUUGGUAUUGCUAAUAUUAUGGAUCAUAGAUUUUCAUACAACAAUUAUUGAAUUUGAAUAACAGCCACCAAAAGCAUCUUAAAGCAAGGGAAAAAAUGCUUCAUUCCUCAAAGAUUGUCACUAAUAACUUCUUCAAUAGUUCAAUGUCUGAAAAUUUAUGAUAUCAUAGUGCAGUUGAAAUGGAAUGCUUGACUGUCUACCCAAUUCAAAAAUGAAAAUCUUGUACACUUUUACAUCUAACAUAUUGUCAAAUAAAACAAUGCCAAGAAUCUUGCUCUUCUGAUAAAGAAUUAUCAUAGAUUGAUUUCAUCUGUGGCCACCUACAACUCAAACUAACUAAACUGUAGAUUCAGGAAAUAUGAAUUCCUCACUGAAGUAAAUCUUAGUAGACUGUUCAAAACAAAAAUUAUAGUUAUAU
Molecule: messenger RNA, 4438 nt
Organism: Lottia gigantea (owl limpet)
Lineage: Eukaryota; Metazoa; Mollusca; Gastropoda; Lottiidae
Exons: 27
Coding region: 80-3751 (1223 amino acids)
Biological process (GO): cell-matrix adhesion
Cellular component (GO): cell surface
Source: RefSeq, a predicted model, not a curated record